AUGAGGUUCGACCGCAGCAAUUACCAACACCAAUUCAGAGAAUAUGUGGGUGAAGAGAGGUCACUUGCGGGGCAUGAUCAUCAUGUGUUUCAGACGAUUUCUUUGAAUGAUCAACAGAAGCGCCUGUGGACGAUCGAUCAAAUCGAGGAAGACAAAGUAAUUGGUGGGAAAUGGGGGCACCAACAAAAACCACCCGUUUUUGGCGGAAGCUGGACGGUGGUAAACAUGCACGAAGUUGCGUGCGCUUCUGGUAUUACCGUUGCAUAUCGUUUGAGCGCAACUUACGAUUUCGAUGCAUUUGCCGAGUUUGCAGAAGACGUCUUCUCCAAGUAUCUACUACUUGCCCACAGUGGUAGAUGCAAGCGGAAAUCGCAAUGA
Messenger RNA from Talaromyces proteolyticus, 378 nucleotides. RefSeq lists its product as uncharacterized. The coding region runs from base 1 to 378 and encodes 125 amino acids. NCBI's taxonomy places the organism in Eukaryota, Fungi, Ascomycota, Eurotiomycetes, Eurotiales, Trichocomaceae. The transcript is spliced from 3 exons. The record is from RefSeq and is a predicted model, not a curated record.